AGGGCCUGGUGGGUUGGCGCAGGGUCUCUUGUGAGUUGUCGGUUUGUUACGGCAGGGUCCUGUUUAGCCAGCUCCCGCUAUCGUUUGUUGACCGUCCGGGGCCACCAUGCCCAAGCGCAAGGUGACAUUCGAGGAUCAGGCCGAGGGGGAUGAGGAGGAGGAGGAGCUGGCCAUGCCCAAGAAGAAGCUGGCAGAGCCCGGCCUGGGGGCCAGCGGCCCAGGGAGCCGGUUCAAGGGUAAACACUCCCUGGACAGCGACGAGGAAGACGAGGAUGAGGAGGGGGACGGCGGCCGGGCCAGUAAAUACGACAUCCUGGCGUCAGAGGACGUGGAGGGGCAGGAGUCGGCCACCAUCGACUACGAGGACGGGGUGCGGAUCACCCCCUUCAACCUGGAGGAGGAGAUGGAGGAGGGGCACUUUGACUCGGAGGGGAAUUACUUUCUGCGCCGCGAGGCGCUGAUCCGGGACAACUGGCUGGACAACAUCGACUGGGUGCGGAUCAAGGAGCAGCCCCCCGGGAGCCGGCAGCCCCCCGGCGGAGAUCAGGAGGAGGAUGGGGAGCCCCCGGGGGGGCGCCCCCUGCUGGACAAGCAGACCCUGCUGGAGGGGAUGGUGGAGAUGGUGCGGCCGGGGGAGACGGUGGCCCGGGCCAUCCAGCGCCUGGGCAGCAAGGGCGGGGCCCGGGGCUCGCGCCCCCGCCGGGCCUGGACCCGGGCCAAGGCCGAGGCUCCCGCCCCCCCGGAGGAGGGGGAGGCGCCGGGCUCACCCCAGAGGCGGGAGCAGCUGGAGCGGCUCUCGGGAUUGGCUGACCAGAUGGUGGGGCGGGGCGUCUACGAGAUCUACCAGGAGACCCGCGAGAAGCUGGCGCUCCGGCUGCGGGCGCUGACCCAGCCCCCGCCUGCCCAGCCCCCCCCGGCCCUCGACAUGUUUGCCGAGGACAUCGACGAGGCCAGGCUGAGAACCCAGGCGUCCGCAGGGGGCGCUGAGGCAGGGCUGCAGUCCGAGGACGGGGAGGAGCCCCUGGCCGAGGUGAUGUGGGAGUACAAAUGGGAGAACACGAAUGGGGCCGAGCUCUAUGGGCCCUUCAGCAGCACCCAGAUGCAGGAGUGGGUGAACCAGGGCUAUUUCAAGGAGGGCGUUUACUGCCGCAAGGCUGACAAUUCGCAAGGCCAAUUCUACAACUCGAAGCGGGUGGAUUUUGACCUGUACACGUGAUCCGCGACCAGCCUGCGACCCCUCGAGCCGAGGGGGCUGGACUCGAGUCUGGGGGAGCCAGGGAGGGAGGCCGGGGUGCAUACGGGUUGGGGGAGGGUUAACCCCUAGCUUGUGGGGCGUGGAUGUCACGUUGUCUUUAUUUUUGGGGGGGAUUAAAAUAUGUCUAUGUCUUGUACUGUGCUGGUGCCAUCCGCUGCUGGCUGGUGUCUGAGUCGGCGGGCCUGGACAGCCCCUGGCAAAUGGGGAUUCUCCUGCCAGCCCCCGGGGUCAGGCCCAUGGUGUCCUGGAUACAUACAUAGAGCCCGUGGGCUGGGUUGUUAUGGUAGGGUCUCUCGGGAGAGACAGGGCUGUUUGGGUCCGUUUGUUUUUGUAGGGUCUCCUGGCAGGGCUGAUUUGUUACUGUUAGGUCUUAAGACCGCUAUGAGUUGCGUGUGUCGCUUUGUUUUUGUAGGGUCUCUUAGGAGAAGCAGCGCUGCUUGGCUCAGUUUGUUUUUGUAGGGUCUCCUGGGAGAGGCAGGGCUCCGUGUGUUGCUUGGUUUUGGUAGGGUCUCUUGCGUUGGCUGGCUUGUUACUGGAGGGUCUCAUGAGAGCUAGGGCUUUUGUGUGUGUUUUGUUUUGUCAUUGUAGGGUCCCUUGUGAGUACUGUUUUGUUUUUGUAGGGUCUCUCAUGAGCGCUUGAAUACUAGGGCCUCUCUUUGUGUCAUUUUGUUCUGGUAGGGUCUUACAAAUGCUAGGACUGUGUGCUUCACAGAAUCAGAGAAGAUCAGGGUUGGAAGGGACCUCAGGUCGUCAUCUAGUCCAGUCCCCUGCUCAAAGCAGGACCAACCCCCAACUAAAUCAUCCCAGCCAGGGCUUUGUCAAGCUUUAAUAUUGGGGCAAUAGCAAAUGUGGCUUUGUUUCUGUAGGGUCUUAUAAGUGGCAGGGUUGUGUGUUUUGGCUGUUGUUGGCGGGCUCUGACAAAUGCUGCUUUGUUAUGAUAGCGUCUCUCACAAGAAUAAAGCCGUGGUUGGUGCCUUUGUUGUCA
Molecule: messenger RNA, 2240 nt
Organism: Caretta caretta (loggerhead turtle)
Lineage: Eukaryota; Metazoa; Chordata; Testudines; Cheloniidae
Gene: CD2BP2
Product: CD2 cytoplasmic tail binding protein 2
Cellular component (GO): U5 snRNP
Molecular function (GO): protein binding
Source: RefSeq, a predicted model, not a curated record